GGGAUAGGAUAUGAGAUGUUCCCGGAAGUCCUAUAUUUGGCGUUCGCCGAGCAGGAGUCAUGGCUGCUUACAUUGUUUAAGGCUAGUUAGCCUUUCGCUGUAUAUUAAUUUGAACAAGACUGGAAUCAAUACCUCGAACAUUAAGCCCUUAGUUAUGAUAUCGUAAACCAUUUGCCGGCGCACAACAGUCAGCUCGUAAUGUCAAAGGGUUUUUGUACCUCAUCAUUUUGCUAUUAGCUAGCUAGCUAUACCAAACAUAGACCUGUUAGCUAGCCUAGCUAGCAAACGAUAGCUGAUUCAGGUAACGUUAGCUGGCUGCUUUGCCGGCCGUAGACUGCGUAUUAUUUUAUUGCUAUUCGUCUUGUCUGCACAUUAUUGCAAAGUCAGGGGCUUCUUUUAAUCGUUUUGAGCCUCAAUGCCCGAACAAGGCCCUAGGAUGAAUGGUUUCUCCCUCGGCGAACUAUGCUGGCUGUUCUGCUGCCCGCCCUGUCCAAGUCGUAUCGCAGCUAAGUUAGCAUUUCUCCCCCCGGAGCCGACGUACUCCGUGCACACUGAUGCAAAUGGGACGACAAGCCUUCAUUUAACCGAACGUGCUGACUGGCAAUAUUCCCAACGUGAAUUGGAUGCAGUCGAGGUAUUCAACACCCGGACGAGUAGAGGAAACCGGGUUGGGUGCAUGUUCGUCCGAUGUGCUCCAAACAGUCGGUAUACAUUACUGUUUUCCCACGGCAACGCGGUUGACCUGGGUCAGAUGUGCAGUUUCUACAUUGGCCUGGGCUCGAGAAUCAACUGCAACGUCUUCUCGUAUGAUUACUCUGGCUACGGCGUUAGCAGUGGGAAACCAUCAGAGAAGAAUCUUUAUGCCGAUAUCGAAGCAGCCUGGCAAGUUCUCAGGAACAAGUAUGGAGUGACGCCAGAGAACAUCAUCCUUUACGGCCAGAGCAUUGGCACGGUGCCCACGGUGGACCUGGCGUCUCGUUACGAAUGUGCUGCAGUCAUCCUGCACUCCCCGCUCAUGUCCGGCCUGCGCGUGGCCUUCCCAGACACCCGCAAGACGUACUGCUUUGAUGCCUUCCCCAGCAUUGAUAAGGUGUCUAAGGUGGCGUCCCCCGUGCUGGUCAUUCACGGCACCGAGGAUGAGGUGAUCGACUUCUCUCACGGCCUGGCCAUCUACGAGCGCUGCCCGAGAGCUGUGGAGCCCCUGUGGGUGGAAGGGGCCGGCCACAACGACAUUGAGCUCUACGCCCAGUACCUGGAGAGGCUCAAGCAGUUCAUCUCCUUUGAGCUGCCCGCCUCCUGAAGAACCUCGCCCCAUCCACCCCCCCGCCCCCCCAUGCUCCCACUCCAGCGCGUGUUCAGUCAGUAGACCCCAACAUGGCACAUAUUUGAACUGGUCCUCCGUGAAAAGGGAGUUGAGGAUCUGAUCAGUAUUUUGCACUUGCUACCAAAAGCUGAACAUUUUCCCAGCCUCUUGAAGAUAGGAUCGCCCACUCUGUCUCUGUUGGGGUUGGGACUGGUUGGGGGAUGGGGGAUGAUGCAUUUUAAAUCAUUUUGAAGUGGACUUUGUAUUUUUUUUAUAUACCUGACAAAGAACACUGACAUUUUUUUGCACCUCACUUUGAGUAUUAAAUGUUUUGUUGUUAUUUCUUCUCUCCCUUUGACUGAUUUUGUUUUGACUACCCAUGUAGGGUAAACAGAUGCACUUUUUUUGUGCUGAAAUUUUCAGGUGAUCGCUCUUUAUGUUCUGAUGUGCUGUUUUGUUUUCUUUUUUUCUUUUGUUGAUUUUCUUGACAUUCCAUUUUAAUCUCCUUGCAGAGAAUGAGAGGAAUUCAGUCUUUUUUUUUUUUUUUUUUUUUCUCGUUAUCUGACAUGGCCAGUGCGUGGUGUGUGUGUGUGUGUGUGGUAUAACUACACUACCCAGGGAACACUCCUCAAUGAGAAUCUUAAGCUGUGCUGUUGACAACUGGAACAUCUGUGGUAAUGACUCCUGGCCUGAAUGAAGUAUCAACUUGUACUGUGUGGGACUGUGGGCUCGGUAGGCUAAUGGGAACAGGGUCUGGGGUAUGGGAAAGGUAUGGGAAUGGGGUUUGUGAGCUCUGAGAAAUGAUGCUUCGUGUUUAUUGCGGCAAGCGGGGCAUUCUAGCUGGGCAUGUGCCAUGUGUCAUGUCCAAGUAAGUCAUGACAUGAUGGUGUGUACAAAUCAGUCAAACAAUGCUUCAUUUUUUUUUAUUUUGGAGGAGGAGGGGGAGGAUUAACACUACAUCAAAAGCCUUAUGUCUUUUGACAUUUAGUUCCAACAUUCCUCUUAAUAAAUCUAGGAUGAGGGGUUUCCAUGAUGUUUUUUGGUUUGGAAGGGGGUACUGCUAGCUGCUAUUUGUUGGAUAAAUCACUGUGAAACCAGACUUUGCUCCCACAAGGUACAGGACUUAACACUGACAACACGGUCAUCUCUCAGCUGCUGCAUCAACAUCUUACUCGCUCCCCUUAAAAACACUAACCCUCUUUUCAGUAAUGAGGUCCUAUCUUAGCAAUGGGAUGACUUGGCAUUUUCAUAUGGAUAGAUGUCAGGAGCAUAACAUAGGGCCAUCAUCAUUUUUGGAUCCUCAAUUCUAAUUUUUUUUUGCAACUGCUUAUUGUCAUGAAGGAACAAACUUUCCUCAACGAGAGGAGUAAUUACUGUUAUUAGCUUGUCACCAAUGCUGGAUAAAUGACAUUUGAAGGAUUCUUUUUUUUGUUUUGUUUUGUAAAGGGACUUGUGGUUGGUGUUAUUGUGUUGCUGUAAGGUGAUGUGUGGGAGGGAAGGGGAGGGGCUUCUCUCCCUUCUCACAGUGCUGGUUUGGCUUUUGUCUCACGGAAUGUUGUUGUUCUCUUGUCAUGAUUGAAGAAAUGAGACCUCCUUGUCUAAUAUUGCUCCUUAAUGUUUUUUUUAAUAUACCUUUUUAGGGAAUGACUGAAGAUUAAACUAAUGGAGCCCUGUUGUUGCUUUUGAUACUGAUGUUUUUACAGUUUCCAGUAACUAAAUCUAUUUACACCUCUUUAAAUGCUGGUUUGUAAGAUAAUGAACUACACACCUAUCUCAUCUAUAGACAUGUAAUACAUGAAUAAUGGUAUAUAGCCUUGAUUUUCUUUUUUUUGUUGACACUGGAAUAACUGUAUGCAACUAUAAUGCAGAAAACCUAGGUGGUACAAAAUGUUGUUAGUGUAAGUUUUGACUAUAAAAUCAAAAGCCUUAAAUGUGCCGUGAGACAGAUUAAUGUUCUUCAUGUUGGCUUUUGUUGCUUCAAAGCAGCAACAGUGGAUGUCGUUUUGCUCAUAAUGGAAUAAAGGAUGCAUGGAAUCUCA
This is a messenger RNA of Clupea harengus (Atlantic herring), 3342 nucleotides long. RefSeq names its product abhydrolase domain containing 17C, depalmitoylase (gene abhd17c). Gene Ontology annotation, biological process: protein depalmitoylation; regulation of postsynapse organization. The record is from RefSeq and is a predicted model, not a curated record. Lineage: Eukaryota; Metazoa; Chordata; Actinopteri; Clupeiformes; Clupeidae. Gene Ontology annotation, molecular function: palmitoyl-(protein) hydrolase activity. Gene Ontology annotation, cellular component: endosome membrane; plasma membrane.